Molecule: messenger RNA, 2798 nt
Organism: Exaiptasia diaphana
Lineage: Eukaryota; Metazoa; Cnidaria; Anthozoa; Actiniaria; Aiptasiidae
Product: E3 ubiquitin-protein ligase TRIM56
Exons: 3
Coding region: 56-1561 (501 amino acids)
Biological process (GO): positive regulation of DNA-templated transcription
Cellular component (GO): chromatin; nucleoplasm
Molecular function (GO): ubiquitin-protein transferase activity; zinc ion binding
Source: RefSeq, a predicted model, not a curated record
UAUAUCGUUAGCAGAAAAGAGGAAGUAGCUUUGUAAUACAUCUUUGGGGGUGAAGAUGGCAGCAAAGUUUCCAGAAAGURUCGAAGAUGAUGUAACUUGUCCAAUAUGUCUGGAAAUAUACGAGGAUCCUCGCAUGCUGCCCUGUCAGCACACCUACUGCAAACACUGUCUAGAAACCAUGUUGUGUGAUGAUGCAGAUGGAGUUUUCUUUCGUUAUUAUGGAAAAGUAAUCAAAUGUCCGGAAUGCAGGAAAACUGUGCAGGUCGAGAAUGUUUCUUCACUCCAAAAGAACAUUUGGGUAAACAAAUACAUUUCAUAUCUUGAAAAAUCCAAAGCCGAGAAAAAARGCRCUAAAAARGUGCGACUGAUUUGCAACAGCUGUGAYGGCAAUGAACUGGCAAAAGCAAGAUGUGUCGAUUGUGAAAGAUUUGUUUGUGAUUACUGYAGCGCAGAUCACCAAGUUAUGGAAGUACUCAAAGGUCACAAACUUCUGUCCAUGGAGGUAAUCAAGAGAACAGGUAUCCUAUUAAGAGAUAAGCUAUCUACGUGCAGCAARCAUAAAGGCAAAAAGCAAACGCUAUUCUGUGGAAACUGUGAUAUGCUGAUUUGUAAAAAUUGCACCAUUUAUGACCACAAGGAUCAUGAAAUGUUUCUCGUAGACAUGAUCGGUAGUCAGAGAAAAAGUCUUCAAGAACAAAUCGAAGAUGUUGAGUGUGCAAAAGACGCGGUUCUUUCUGAAAUAAAAAGAGUUCAAGAUAUGAAAAAGAGAGUGGAAAUUCGGAGAGAAACUGUUGAUAAAAAGAUAGAUGCCACAAUAGAUACAAACAUCCAAACUUUGGAAAAAAUGCGCAAAUGUCUUAAAGAAGAAGCAAGAGGAAUGAAGGAGUUCAAGUUGAAGAGAUUAUCUGAGCAACAACAUGAUCUUGAGAUGCAAUUGAAAUGUUUGAAAGACGCCAUUAAGUUCGCACAAAGUAUUCUCGGACAGGAAGGACAUGCUGACUUUUUGUCAAUGGUAGAACAAGUCUUGGUGCGUUUGCCCAAACUGUCAGAAGAAAGAGAUAGUGAAGUCGUUGAAGAAGUUGGACUUGAUUUACAAGUCAAUGACAGCAUUCCAUGUUGUGAUUUGGAUAAUUUUUUGAAAGUCGUAGAUAAAGCUUCCCCUGAUCCUGGAAGGUGUGAGCUCAGUCGCCAUGGAAGAAUCUUUCGGCUGCAAGUCAGGAAUUGCGAUGGCGAACCAAUCGACAUACCAAAAAGUAGGAUUCAGAUCACUUUUCCUCUUCACUACGAGUUAGAUAGUGAUCAUUCUGCAACAGGUUUGUUUCUUAUAACAAGCUCGUUCGCAAACCCAGAAGAAUAUCCUCGGCGGACAACAUUGACGCACUUCAUUUGUAAUAUGAAAGUUUUCAUUGACGGAUACCAUGUAAAAGGAAGUCCAUUGCAAGUUAAUGGACAAUUUUCAGACUCGACCGCACAUGGGUGGGAAGCGGAUGACGAGAGAAUUCCAACACAGCGUCGUUACCACGAUACGGAUUCCGAUGAAGAACAUUAUUUGAGAUGGUAGCCCAUCUCCCUACUUUCUGAGAGCUUGGGAAGCCGGCUGUAAUUUUAGUUAAAAACAUUUGUAAAGCUUAUUUGAUUUGUAAUUUGCUUCAAAAUUAAAACAACAAUAAUAUAAUAAUAAUAAUAAGCCUGAAGUGGCGGCGCAACUAGAUAAACUUCGUCUAAACAUGUUUUCGCUAUUAUUUAGUCUAUUAUAAAAUGUUUAUGUAACAACGUUGUCAAAAGUAUAACUUGUCAAUAAUGACUGGGUUGGCUGCCUGUGCGAAACCAGACCCUACACUCAGAGCGGCGGAACGCCAGUCUAAAUCAGUAAUACAAAGGUUGCUUAUGUAUCAAGCUGAAUUCUAAAGUUAUAUCUUAUAAUUUGGUGCGUAUAUUACAUCCUAGCUCCUAUUAGAGUUGCUGCAGACGAAGAUGGUUUAAUCUUGCAAACUAACGACGACUAUUGCAUUGAUGAUAUGCACACUUUACUAGCAGUUUUUGAUAGGAAUGUCAUCGAUCGUGGCAAUUGCAAGGUGCGCUGGUCAGACAAACAACGGAAUGCACUUCUACUUAUAACAGUUAAGAAUUUCUUUAGAGAACCAAUAGACAUAAAAACAAAUCGAAUUGAGGUAGUUUGUGCAUCAUAUCCGGAAGUAAAUGGCAUUAGUCCUCGUAAAGACCUCUCUACGGAGUACGGUUGGACAAUUUGUCACUCCAGUAACGGGUGAGUUCGAACAGCCGUCCAGCGAACUUGACCAAGAAGGCAUUCACAAGCUCCAAGUACUAAUUGAUGGAAAGGAAGUAGACUGGUAUCGAAUAAAAAAAACGAUGGUGGGAAAGGCUCUUUGAAAAUCCAGGAAUCAGUUGAAAAAAUUGAAAUCAAAAUUAAAAUGAUCAUGAACAUUACACAGGCAGUUCCGGUAAAUAAAAAUUUGUCCUCCAGCAUUUGUGAACUCACCAAUAGAAAAACUGAAAAACUCUUCUGGCUUGUUCAUAGCAUGGUCGUCUCUCCCUCUCUCGAGCGCGCAUGUGUCUGGGGAUCGAAGGUCUCAUUUCACGCGAGAAAAAGACUACUGCGGACGAGUCAGGCUGAUAACUAGAUAUCAUUACUGCCAUGUUAAUUUCCAAAAUUAGGCCGGUAUAUUUCUUUAAAGCUAUAGACAAAAUAGGCUUAUUGAUUUGUAAAAUAGCAAUAUCGUAUUCGUUGUUUUAGAUAUUCAAAUUGUUGAUUCGAAAUUACAGACUGAAUAACUAUU